Messenger RNA from Acanthisitta chloris (rifleman), 738 nucleotides. RefSeq names its product family with sequence similarity 76, member B (gene FAM76B). Lineage: Eukaryota; Metazoa; Chordata; Aves; Passeriformes; Acanthisittidae. The record is from RefSeq and is a predicted model, not a curated record. The transcript has 7 exons. The annotation marks the transcript as partial.
UGCCGCAUCGCCCACCCCAUCGUGAAGUGCACCUACUGCCGCUCGGAGUUCCAGCAGGAGAGCAAAACCAACACGAUAUGCAAGAAAUGUGCCCAAAACGUGAAGCAGUUCGGAACGCCGAAGCCUUGCCAGUAUUGUAACAUUAUUGCAGCAUUUAUUGGCACGAAAUGUCAGCGUUGCACCAACUCGGAGAAGAAGUAUGGCCCUCCGCAGACGUGUGAGCAGUGCAAGCAGCAGUGUGCUUUCGAUCGGAAAGAGGAGGGAAGAAGGAAGGUUGAUGGAAAGUUGCUGUGUUGGCUCUGCACACUGUCCUACAAGAGAGUGCUACAGAAGACAAAAGAACAGAGGAAGAGCCUAGGAUCUUCACAUUCUAACUCCUCAUCCUCAUCUCUUACUGAGAAAGACCAGCAUCAUUCAAAACACCACCACCAUCACCACCACCACCACCACCGUCACAGCAGCAGUCAUCAUAAAAUCAGCAAUCUGAGUCCAGAACAAGAUCAGGGACUGUGGAAACAGAGCCAUAAAUCCUCUGCAGCUAUUCAGAAUGAAACUCCAAAGAAAAAACCCAAACUGGAAUCCAAGCCAUCAAAUGGAGAUAGUAGCUCUAUAAAUCAGUCUGCAGACAGUGGAGGAACUGACAACUUUGUUCUCAUAAGUCAGCUGAAAGAGGAAGUAAUGUCGCUGAAACGUCUUUUGCAGCAAAGAGAUCAGACUAUUUUAGAGAAAGAUAAAAAG